AAAAUAAAUUUAUAUUAAUUAAAAUAUUGUGUUCAACUCACUUAAACACGGCAUAUCAUCCCAUCCCACACCCACCUUUUUGAGUUUCCAUUGUGUUCUCUCUCUCUCUCUCUCUCUCUCUGUGAGUUUCUACUUCAACUUUCAAUACAUUAUCCGAAUUCCUGUCUGCAUAAAUCCGCAACUUCAUCUUCUUAAGUGGCUAACAAGUGGUCUUGGUGAAGGGAAGAAGUAGAAAGCAACAUUCUAGCUGCUUGCUGCAAAAGAAGAGUGAAGCAAACAAUAGAGGAAGUGGAAGCAUUCAUUUAGUUAUGGAUUGGAAUUUGAAAGCACCACCGUCUUGGGAUUUGACAGAAGUGGAUGAGGCAACCUUACCAAACAUAGAAACAGUGGAUGGCUCAACCAGAUUUGGUGUUUACAGAACAAAAGGAGGGGAAUUCUCUGUUGACUUGAAACUUGGCCAGGUUGGGAAUUCUGCAACCGAACCAGUGUUGGUGACUAAUUCAAAUAAGUCCAACAAAGAUGCUGUUGCUGCUGGUGUUGGUGUUGGUGUUGGUGUUGGGGUGUCCAACUCCAAAAUGGUAAUGCAAUCACCUUCCUCAGGGUCAUCAAAGAGAGCUAGAGCCAUUAACAAUGGGACACAGACAGUGUCAUGCCUCGUUGAUGGGUGCAAUUCAGAUCUCAGCACUUGCAGAGACUAUCACAGGCGCCAUAAGGUCUGUGAACUCCAUUCCAAGACUCCUCAGGUCACAAUUGCUGGCCACAAACAAAGGUUCUGCCAACAGUGUAGCAGGUUUCAUUCACUGGAGGAGUUUGAUGAAGGAAAGAGAAGCUGCAGAAAACGCUUAGAUGGACACAACCGAAGGAGGAGAAAGCCACAACCAGAACCAAUCACAAGAGGUGGUAGUUUUUUGUCCAGUUUCCAAGGCAGCCAGUUGCUACCCUUCUCAGGUUCGCAUGUGUUCCCCUCAUCUGGCGUGGUGAAUGCUGGGUGGAGUGCAGGACUUGUUACAUCCUGCGGAGAUGUCAGGCUCCACAGCCACAGCAGCCAGCAACAGCAACAGAUGCACAUGGUUGAUAAACAAGACCUGUUCCUUGGAUCCUCACCAACACCCUACAAUAACAACAAAGAAGGGAAGCAACAACUUGCAUUCUUACAAGUUGAUAACCAUCACCACCAUCAUGCUGGUGCUGCUUCUUCCAUGUGCCUGAGGAACAUGUUCUGUGAUAACACCCUAACAAGCUCGGUUCAUGACUCUUCCUGUGCUCUCUCUCUUCUGUCAUCACCACAGACAACACACAAUCCUGGGAAUGGAUUGAACCAAUUGGUGCCGCAGCCUCACACUCAUCAUACUCAUCACUCUUCCCUGAUGCAACAAUCCUUAGGCCUCAGCCUCCACGAUAGCAGCAGCAUGGAGUCGGUGGACCCGGUUAUGGGCCACAGUGAGACUGAACAUUGUUCCUCAAUGUAUAAUAUGGAUUCUCAUGGAUCCCAUGGGAGUGAUCCCCCUCAACUAUUCCCCUUUCAGUGGGAAUAAAGACUCUGACACACACCCUUUUGCUUGUUUUCAUUAACUUCGAAUGAAUUUUUGAGUUAUCAUUGUAUCUUUAAUCUUUAAAGAAGUUGAUGUCUAUCCCACAAGGAAAAACAUUGGCAUGAUUUUUUUUUUUCUUUUUUGGUUAAAAGCGACGAGGUUGCCACGCUGCGCAUGGUCCACAAUUUACAGCACCUAUUCAAUGUAUUUUAUAAUCUUAUGUGUUUAAUUAUAUUGUGAAUUUAAUUGGCUUUAUAUC
Messenger RNA from Arachis ipaensis, 1791 nucleotides. Its product is annotated as squamosa promoter-binding-like protein 13A. Lineage: Eukaryota; Viridiplantae; Streptophyta; Magnoliopsida; Fabales; Fabaceae. Gene Ontology annotation, cellular component: nucleus. The record is from RefSeq and is a predicted model, not a curated record. Gene Ontology annotation, molecular function: DNA binding.